Molecule: messenger RNA, 1150 nt
Organism: Paramuricea clavata
Lineage: Eukaryota; Metazoa; Cnidaria; Anthozoa; Malacalcyonacea; Plexauridae
Source: the annotation of a GenBank genome assembly
AUGGUCGAGCUACCCGAGAAUCACCCAGAGGUAUAUGCUGAAUUUAUGAAGGGAAACUUUGUGGUACAAAAGUCUGCUAAAAAAUUCAGCCUGAUCAUGAUCACCAAAGAUCAAGCACACAAACAGUCCAACAAAAGCCUACAGGCACAUGGCGGAGCUGCUGGACUCUAUGAGAAUCCAGAGGCCCUUGCACUGUUCAUAUUGGCCGGGCCUGAUUGUGCGCGGAUAGUUGAAGAAUUUGAAGCCGUCUACGACCCACCACCUUCAUCCACUGCUUAUCACGAAGGGCACAGCUUGCAAGUCAAGUUUUGCAAGGAUGUACAAUCGUUUGUCGACGUGGUAGUGCACACGGGAAACCCAUUCAUUGCCACAUGUCAGGAACUUGUUGGACUCGAUACACAGAAUGUCAUGGAACAGGUCGUUGUGACUUCUCUAUCUCAAAUCCAUGCAGUGGGCCAAGCCAUUCACGCAGCAUAUGUCGUGGAAAGGCUGGAAAAAGGAUUCAGUACCAAUAUCCGAUACCAUCAAGCGGAACUACAUGUUCACCUUCGCCAACCUACCUGACCUCAAGAGAAAAGGCAAGAAGGACAAUUGCACACAGAAGCAGAACAUGACGUUGAUAACGCAACUUGUCCUUUCACUUCAGUCGUGUCCUGAUGCCGACAUGAUGGACUUCUUCCACUUCGAAAAUCAAAGAGAACCACCGAGCCUAGCUGAUCAAGGGUCACUGCGAGCUGGGACAAAGUCUGACGUACUCGAAUGCCUCAAUGCGCCGACUGGCCGUGCAUCUGCUGCAACACAAGCCACGGUCGUAGUGUUGGAUAUGGUGGCAGUGAUCCACAUGGCCAAGACAUUUAACGAAUAUGUGUCACUCAACAUCAUACCAUUUUUGGAGGCCCAAAUGAAGAAUAGUACCCAACGCAUCGACGCUGUAUGGGAUAAUUACCCAGAGGAAAAUAACCUUAAAGCCCUCACUCAACAACGACGCGGAAAUGGCCCACGGACAAGAGUCGGCGAUGGCAGCACUCCAAUCCUGAAGCGUGAAUGGAAUAGUGGCUUUCUCAAGAAUGUGGGGAACAAAAAGGAGCUGUUCUCAUUCAUCAGCACACAGAUCUCGAAGAUUGACAUGGGCGGGAAGCUUCUGCUAUAA